GUGUGCCGCUUUCUGCAGUGAACUGAAACCCAGUUGCAAUCCUGCAGAACCGACGGCGUGUUCCUUCGGCUUGAGAGUCCACAAGGAGUGUCUGUCCGCCGGUGUUUAGCAGUUCCCCUGCGGGAAUUUUGCAGUUUAAACAUGAGCCGGGAGUUCAAUGCAAUAUAAAAGUGUGGGUUGAAUUAAAUACCCACCCCUUGGCAGCCAUGGAUUGGUUGGAGGGGAACCAAUCAACAGAAGGGGGCGGGAACUUCAGCUCCGGCAACCAAUCCUGCGGCAACAGCGACGGCUUCAAAUACACGGUCUACUUAUCUGCCUACUCUGUGAUCUUUCCAGUGGGGCUGAUCACCAACUCGCUGGCCCUUUACGUAUUUCUCCGCCUGACUCCCAACAAAACGCCCAACACUGUCUUCACAAUCAACCUGGCCACCUCUGAUCUCUUCUUCGCCCUGACCCUCCCUUACCGGAUCAUCUAUUACUCCCGGGAGGGGAGCUGGGGCUUCCCAGAUUGGCUGUGCCGGGUUUGCACCUUCGCUUUCUACGUCAACCUCUACUCUAGCAUCCUCUUCCUCACAGCUCUCAGCGUCUCCCGUUACGUGGCGGUCCUGCAUCCUAUGAAGACUCGAACCCUGAUCACGGUCCGGAGAGCCCUGGCCACCUCCCUGGUCAUCUGGGCCCUGGUGAGCCUCUCCUCCACCCCGUUCCUCCUCUCCGGGACCCACCCCCGCGGAGGGAAGACCCGCUGCUUCGAGCCCAGGAACCUGGGCUCCUGGAAGAGGAUUCUGAUCAUGAACUACGUGGCGCUUGUCCUGGGGUUCCUCGCCCCUUUCCUCACCAUCCUGGGCUGCUACUGGCAGAUCAUUUGGCGGCUGACCCAGGCUGGGAAGAACCUGGGGCAGGACCGUCCCACCCCGCAGCACCAGCGCUCGAUCCACCUGAUCGCCUUCGUCCUGACGGCGUUCCUCUUCUGCUUCCUGCCCUAUCACGUGCAGAGGACGGUCCACCUGCAUACCAUGCAGCACCCGGGCAAGGACUGCGCUGGCCAGCUGCUGGCGCAGAAGAUCGUGGUGGUGACUGUCUGCCUGGCGGCGGCCAACAGCUGCCUCAACCCCCUGCUGUACUACUUCGUGGGCCGCGCAUUCCGCAGCUCGGUGUCCAGGGUCACCUACAGGAGGGGCGGCCUCCGAGGCAGGGGAGCGUCCCGGCAGUCGGCUUCCUCGUUCAGUCUGUUGUUCCGGAGAGGCAGCUUGAAGAAGGAACUUGAAGAAGGAACCGUUGUGAAAUGCAUAGUGCAUGACAUACAGUAAAAACAUGAUGUGCAAUACAUUACAUACAGAGGAAAGAGCAGAAUACAGGAUAGCAGCAGAA
This is a messenger RNA of Polyodon spathula (Mississippi paddlefish), 1368 nucleotides long. RefSeq names its product cysteinyl leukotriene receptor 1-like. Gene Ontology annotation, biological process: G protein-coupled receptor signaling pathway. Gene Ontology annotation, molecular function: G protein-coupled receptor activity. The transcript is spliced from 3 exons. Gene Ontology annotation, cellular component: plasma membrane. The coding region runs from base 207 to 1307 and encodes 366 amino acids. NCBI's taxonomy places the organism in Eukaryota, Metazoa, Chordata, Actinopteri, Acipenseriformes, Polyodontidae. The record is from RefSeq and is a predicted model, not a curated record.